AGGGUGUGAGAGAGAGAGAGAGAGGCUGUAGUGACACCGCUCCUUGACGCGCCAGUGUCGUGAGUGUUAUUGUGGCUCAGUGUGGAGCCAAAAACAACAGCAGGAGAAUUUACGCGGAUAACGGCGCAGCGGCUGCAGCAUCAGGAGACAUGGGGAAGGUGGAAGGAGGAAUGAAAUGUGUCAAAUACCUUUUGUUCAUCUUCAACUUCAUAUUCUGGUUGAUGGGUUCCUUUGUUCUGGCUGUGGGGCUGUGGCUGCGCUUUGACCCUGAAACUGUCUCUCUGCUCAGUGGUGAUAAGGCACCGGACACCUUCUUCAUCGGGGUGUAUAUACUGAUUGGUGCAGGCAGCCUGGUGAUGUUGGUUGGUUUUUUCGGCUGCUGUGGAGCUGUGCGGGAAUCGCAGUGCCUCCUGGCAUCAUUCUUUGCCUGUUUGUUGAUCAUCUUUGGAGCUGAGGUGGCAGCAGGAGUGUUUGGAUUCUUAAACAAAGACAAGAUUAUUGAAGAUGUUCAGAACUUCUAUACAAGAACUUACAAUGAGAACAACAACAGCACCGUGAUCAUCUCAUAUCAGAAAGUACUGAAAUGUUGUGGAACCUCAUCAAACCCCUGCCCUGAUCCCAAACCAGACACCAAGGACUGUGAGACGGGCAUCAAGGAGUUCUUCAACAAUAAACUCUACAUCAUUGGGUACGUGGGCAUCGGCAUCGCGGGAGUCAUGAUCAUCGGGAUGAUCUUCAGCAUGGUUCUCUGUUGUGCUAUUCGCAACAGCAGGGAGGUCAUAUAAGCUGAAUCUUGAUGGCUGCUACCCCUCACCUCCAACUUAUUUGCCGCUGAGAGACUAUACAGCCGUCAGAACAAAAUGUCAAAGUUCUGUCCAUCAUCCAUUCAGGGACCCGGGAACUUCAUCUACAAAUUCUUCCACCUUGGUGGCCUGACCUUUAUUUUCUGUGAGGGAUUCUUUACUAUUGAAUCUGUCUUCCAUAGCAGUCUGGUGUGAACAUAUCUUGUGGGAGGAUCAUGUUUUCAGUAUGUUACUUUUUUUUUUGUCCGUCGCUAUAAAUUUUAACACUCCUGCCAAAGUAUCACUGGUUUUUCACACAGCCUUGACACUGACCCUUCGGCUGUGGGAAAUUUCAUCCUGAGGUGAAAGCAGAUGAGUUUGCUUUAUCAGUGCGCGUGCGCACACAUACACAGGUUUGAGCAGCUAUUCUUCUUAGGACACUACAUUGACUUUCAUUCAUUUGGACAGACUAAGCAAUUACCUGUUUAACUAAACAGCAUUAAAGAGAUACACACAGAUACCACACACGAACACACACACAGUUUACAUAUAAACGCUGCAGUGUUGUGUUACAUGAGACCACAGCCUUAAAAAGGGUUGCCUGGUUGGAAGUCCUGAUUGGUGGAAGUGGGGCAGCCAGUGAAUGUUUUGAGAAUGUAUCUCUCACACACACACACACACACACACACACAAACACACACAGGUUUGUGCAGCUAUUCCUCUUAGGACCCUGCAUUGACUUCCCUAACCUUAACCAUAACCAGUUAAUGCCUAUCCCUAACCUUUACCUAAUUCAAAUCUUAGCCCUAAACCUAACCAGGUCCUUGGUCUCCACGAGGACUACUGGUUCUGACAUGGUCAGCAUUUAUCCACACACACACACACACACAGCAAACUGUACAGUCAAUACAGGAUCCUGUUUAGAUCCUGUUUACAAGGCAAAACCAUAGUUACCUUAAAGGGAAAGUGUGCUGCUUUGGAAAAUACUCUCAAUUACCCGCUUGUUUGAAAAAUUGUGACCACUAUUAAUACGUCUAUAACAAUAAAAAAAGAACAACAAUUACGUAAUUACUGAUUCAUCCACUGAUUUUAUUUAUGUCAAUGCUGCAUCGAAAUUUAAAAGCAAGCAAUGCCAAAUUCUUUCUGAGGAAUGCAUUGUGACCUAUACCACUUCCUACCCCGUAAUUAUAUCCUUGCCCUCUUAUGUAAGAGUGUGUAUAUUGUUUUGAGAAGACCUGGUGUUUUCAUGCUUAAUAUAUACAACUGAACCUUUGAGUCCUUCUUACUACGGUCAUGUUCCCUGUGUGCCUUUAAAUGACACCACCAACAAAAGAAAUUGCAGGAAACCAACCUCUAUAUCCCCACACUUUAAGUCGAUCCAGGUUAAAUCAGGUCAUUGGUUUAUUCCAGAUGUCAGGACUGUAGUAUGUAUAUUUGUGUAAGUUUGUUUUCAGUAGUUGUGAAGUGUUUGUGGCUUAUGUAACUAUUUAACACGAUGUGUGCUGACAGAGGCUUACAGUAAUUGUUCAGUGUUGUCGUAAAUACAGUGUAGCCAUGUGGGACGGAUUCACACAGCCAAACUUGUUUCUUAACGUGCCUUUCUUUAAAAAACAAAAAGCAAAAACAGCUGUUUCGGACUGAACAUAGUUAUAGUGUACAUAUGCCCGCUGGAAUCCUCUUAUUUGUUCUGGUUGAGGAAUGAAGCACUUAAUCUUGGUUUUGAUCAAAUCUUUUUGGAUGAAUUGAGUCUGCAUGAUUGAAUCAUCAUGUUUCUCACCUAAAAUUACAAAAACAUGCAUGUCAGUGGGACAGUGUUUUAACCGCUGGUGGUGCUUUUUGAUGAAACGAGGGUGAUGUAACCAUGUCCAUGUGGUCGAGACACACAAAGCCCCUGGUUAUUGACUUAUCCUUGUUCAUAUUGAUGGUCAUUUACACUACAUGUCUGUAGCUCACAUUAACUGGGUUAGAUCUAUGCUAUAGUUUCAACAGUUUCAAACAUUCCAACAUUUUAUGUGACAUUUCCCACGGUCUGCACAAAAGUACAAUAGCAACGUUUUUCGUAGGCACACGUGAAUGUUUGCUUACCAUUGCAGGAAAUUGGGAUGUUUGAGAUUCCGUGGCGUUAAAAAGGAACCAGAAACAGAUUAGUGCUGUAGUUGUUGUUAUUUUUUCACAUGUGAGCUUCUAAAACAUUUGUACACAGUCAAGCCUUGUAUAGAUGGUUGUGUGAUAUUUUAUUUGAAUACCAUCCCAGUCUUUUCAGGAAGAUAUGUGAUUGAAGUUAAAUAAAGCUUUAAAGUUUUACACAGUU
This is a messenger RNA of Solea senegalensis (Senegalese sole), 3093 nucleotides long. Its product is annotated as CD9 antigen-like. The transcript is spliced from 8 exons. Bases 150 to 785 code for a protein of 211 amino acids. Gene Ontology annotation, cellular component: membrane. Lineage: Eukaryota; Metazoa; Chordata; Actinopteri; Pleuronectiformes; Soleidae. The record is from RefSeq and is a predicted model, not a curated record.